Molecule: messenger RNA, 3641 nt
Organism: Gadus morhua (Atlantic cod)
Lineage: Eukaryota; Metazoa; Chordata; Actinopteri; Gadiformes; Gadidae
Gene: wnt2
Product: wingless-type MMTV integration site family member 2
Exons: 5
Coding region: 529-1581 (350 amino acids)
Biological process (GO): neuron differentiation; multicellular organism development; cell fate commitment
Cellular component (GO): extracellular region
Molecular function (GO): frizzled binding; cytokine activity
Source: RefSeq, a predicted model, not a curated record
GCUGCGCGCCGGUUCCUUCCACGACACGUCCGUCUGAUUGUUUCUUUUGUUUUUUUAUACCGCAGGCGCAGAGGGUUUAAUUCCGUCACUUCGUACCACAUUCUACACCUUGCCGCUUGGAAGUGGGCCAACCUUGUGUCUGGUGUCAAGCUAGCCUGAACAGAUACUUUCAGACAGCUCAUUUCUUCACCUCAUUCCUGAGACCUGACUGCGCCCACCCCUUGUGUAAGCAAUUUAAACCUGAUAGCAGAUCAUCUCUAGCCCGCAAACCGCUUUUAACGUGGGACCAAUUGUUAACUCGCAUAUCUUGGCACGUACUACUAUAUAUAUCCUACGCACUGAAGUACAACGAUGCCUUACUUUUUUAAAGCGCAGUAGUCUUAUGCCGCUUUACUUUCGAUAAAACGCUCUUUUUUGGGGGGGCAUAUCGAGAAGUUAAAAACCCGCCGUCCUGUUUUGGGUUGCGUUUUUAUUAGACUAAUGGAACUAUUAAGUACAGGUGCAUACUGUCAUUAACUGUGCGGUAUUAUGAAUUUAUUACCAAGUGGAAUAUUUUUUUAUUUAUCAGUAGCAAUGUGCUGGCUGACCUCCCAUGUCGAUGCGUCUUGGUGGUACAUGGGCACCAUCGGAUCGCAGGUGAUGUGCGACAACAUCCCCGGGCUGGUGAACAAGCAGCGACAGCUGUGCCGCCAGCAUCCCAAAGUCAUGCAGGCCAUCGGGGCCGGGAUGAAGGACUGGAUCGCAGAGUGCCAGUACCAGUUUAAAAACCACCGCUGGAACUGCCAGACCAUGGCGAGGGACCACAACCUUUUCGGACGGCUCCUGCUACGCAGCAGCCGGGAGGCGGCCUUCGUGUACGCCGUGUCCUCGGCGGGCGUGGUCCACGCCCUGGCCCGCGCCUGCAGCGGAGGCCAGCUGGACUCCUGCUCCUGCGACCCCACCAAGAAGGGCUCGUCACGGGACGCCCAGGGCGCCUUCGACUGGGGCGGCUGCAGCGACCACGUGGAGCACGCCGUGCGCUUCAGCCAGGCCUUCGUGGACGCCAAGGAGCGGGCGGAGCGGGAUGCCCGCGCCCUCAUGAACCUCCACAACAACCGCGCCGGACGCAAGGCGGUGAAGCGCUUCAUGACCCUGGAGUGCAAGUGUCACGGCGUGAGCGGCUCCUGCAGUCUGAGGACGUGCUGGCUGGCCCUGGCCGACUUCCGGCUGACCGGGGACCACCUGCGGAGGCGCUACAACGGCGCCGUCCAGGUGGCGGUCGACCAGUACGGGGCAGGCUUCACGGCGGCACACGCGCACCUCAAGCGGCCCGGCAAGAACGACCUGGUGUACCUGGAGGACUCGCCGGACUACUGCGUACGCAGCUUUGAGUCAGGGUCCCUCGGGACGGGCGGGCGGGUGUGCAACAGGACGUCCCGUGGCGUGGACAGCUGUGAGGUCAUGUGCUGUGGGCGGGGCUACGACACGUCGCGCGUUAGCCGCACCACCAAGUGUGAGUGCAAGUUCCAUUGGUGCUGCGCCGUGCACUGCCAAGACUGCCACCUGCAGGUCGACCUGCACACCUGCAAGGGGCAGACGUGACCCCGUCCCCAGCCCCAACGCCCAGUUCUGUCAGCCAAUCAGAGCUCUCCUUCAAGAUGAUGACUGGAGCUGGAAUCUUCUUAAAAAAUCCAGUCUUGCGUCUGGUAACUCUGCACACGUGUCAGGUUCUUACGCUUCAUUGUGUGGGGGCGUCACAUAACACACCUAAUAUAUCAGUAUGCUAGCUCCAUGUUUAUUACUGGCAUGGGAGACUGACUAUAAAAAGGCCUCAGGCUUUUGAAAGCGGGACAGGUUUUAAACAGACAGUAAUGAGAUAAUGAUGUGAUGAUGAGUACACCAAGGAUGGAGGAAUUCCAUUGAGAUUGGUCAUCUCUAUUCGUUGUCAGAGGGCAUGUUGAGGUGAACUCUGUCCUUAGUAGAUGGACCCAGUACUCACCACUCUGCCAGUUCUGCCACGCCCGACUCACCUUAUUUAAUGUAGAAAUAGAAAUGUGAGUCUCGGUUCUGUAUCGGGUAACAUCAUUACUAUCCAAGCUUCAAAGGUCAAACUAGUUGAGUAUUAAGCAGAGUAUGUAGCGUGUCAAUCUCCUUCUAAUGUUACAUAAUUGCACCUGUUGAUGUUUUGUAUUAACACAUUCAUAUAUACUCUGUAGUUCUGUUCUUCCAAGUCGGUCACUGAAGCACUUACCCUUGUAUCCGGGAGCACUUCUUACAUUUUGGGUUGGGAGAAAAACUUGCAGACAAAGAACAUUAUGAACACCGGACUGAUUUGUGUGUGUGAAGAUCUCAUCCAAGCGGACAUGUUUCUGGACUGUUAUCCAGGACCCUGUUGCUGUGUAGUGCAGAGGGGAGAUAGUGAGCAGUCUGAACAUGUCAUUAGCAGAGGACAGACCAGCGCGCUGCCGAGUUCAUUCACAAUUCCCCUUUCAACUCCCCGUGGGUGUUAGUUUCCCCUUUUCAUGGCUCAGAAGCCAGCAGGAGACCUUGACUACGUUUCAUGUUUGUCAACAGAUGUGUUGGCGGUUUGCGAGCAUGUUGCAUUCGUGCCACGGUGGCCUGUCCACUCAUAAACACAUCUUAGACACCUGGAACGCAUGUUCUUCUGGUUUCACAACAUCGGAACAAUCCCAAAUUUAAUUUGGAGACCAAAGUGAUUUUUGAGGGGGCAGGAAUUGGUUCGUAACACUGCACAUAUGCAACACUCAAUGAAAACACAUGUAUGGAAAUCCCUGAAUCACCCAGGAAGCCAAAUGGUUUCUAAUUACCAAAUAUUGCGAUGGUUUGGCCAAUGCUUAUCAUAAGCAGUGGUACAGAAAACAGAACCAAGGGUAUGAAUGGGUGACCGUUCUGAGCGAUGUUUGUUUUAGAAAGCUUGUAAGACUAUCUUUCGUCCUAUGUGGUCUACUGUUGGCCAAUGGCAGUCCCUACUUUGGUUUCAUUGUAUUUAUUUACUCCCAAGUAAUGGGAAAAAUGUGGAUUCCAAACGUAUCCUAAACCUUGUCCAGGCUGCGGGAGCAUUUAAAGGGUUAUGCGAUGCAAUUCUAGUCCUCAGUCAUCUCCUUGCUUACAAAAGCAAAGGAGAUGACGGUCAGGCUUAACCUGCAGUGGGACAUUUAUGAGUCAGGUUCCACUGGCAAAUGGGACUUGAUCAGCUUAAUGAAAUUAGCCCCACAUUAUUAAUUCUGAUCGAAUAACAUUGGGGAGAGAUUGGCUUGAUCAUCAUUAAACACAGCAUUCUGUUGCCUCUUAACAGAAUGAAUUAUUUUUAUGACAUUGUAACAGGAUAGCUGUGAUCAUUGCCUAACCGCUUGAAGUGAGUCAUUCAGAUCACCUGUGCUUAAAGGAUGUAUUCACCAGUACCAAACAGGUUGUGCAUUUCUGAAAAUGGUGAAACCCACAAUACCAUUAGGUAGAUCAAUUACAAUGUGCAUUGUAAUCUCAGUAAUACUGAUUAUUUAACAUUAUGCUCUUAUCCACAGAUUUAUUGUACAAGUGAAAUGUAUACAUUUUAGCAAAUUAAAUGUAGUUUAACGAACCAGUGACCUAAGUAUUAAAGCCAACACUUCCACCAAUCCUGACCAGACAACCCAAGAGUUCCC